This is a messenger RNA of Bursaphelenchus xylophilus (pine wood nematode), 940 nucleotides long. NCBI's taxonomy places the organism in Eukaryota, Metazoa, Nematoda, Chromadorea, Rhabditida, Aphelenchoididae. The record is from the annotation of a GenBank genome assembly.
AUGCCGGAAAAUGGAUCAGAUAAUUUUGAGGAAUACAAUGAGCUCGUUGCGGAAGCUAAACAAAAGAUAUUAGAGAAGGUAGGGAUCGUUAUUCUUUUUCUUAUAUAAAUUCUAUUAGUUUAGUUACACCGUGUACAAAUCAAACAUGACAAGGUGAACGAAGCGCUUAGAGGAGUUAAGGGAUUCAGUGAGAGGGUUUUGACUACUGGAGCUAAUAAAAUGAGCCAAGGAUCAAAGUCGAAACUUAUCGCUCUGUAUAAUACGGCAUUAAAACAAUGCGAAGGAGAAGCCGAUAGCAUUCGGAAAGUUCUUGACGAAAUUCAGAAACUACGGAAGACUGAAUUUGACAUGAUUCUCGAUGGAAAGAUGUCUAGGGGACAGAUGAUUUCCCUACUGAAUGAUCAAAGCAGGACCUUACCUUUAUUUGUUGGAGGAGUUACUGGACAUCCACCGCCUGGAGUCGGGGCUAUCGCUUGGAGUGACAGCGAUGAACUUCCCAAUGGCAGUAUUGUUGCAGCGUUUGUAGAUGAUGUGUGGAUCCUAGCAAAAAUUAUGGUAAGUGUCCCUGUUAUAUUUUUUCAUAUUUUAGUCAACAAGCGGAAACGGAAAGUAUGAUAUUCGGGAUAUCGACGAUGAAGGAAGUCGUCGAAUAGCAAUACGGAGACAAAGGUUGAUUCCUCUGCCUAUUUAUCGUGCUGAUCCUCAUCGUGAUGCUCAUGCUUUAUUCCCAAUUAAUGCCAUUGUAUUAGCUCUGUAUCCUCAGACCACUUGUUUUUACAAAGGCGUCGUAGAAAGGACUCCACAAAAUGAGUUCGACGACUAUCUAAUUGCUUUUGAGGAUAACUCUUUUGAUUCCGGGUACUCUCCUCCAUUCGAAGUUGCCCAACGUUAUGUUAUAACCUUCAAAUACAUAAAGCCUAAGGGAAAACCAGAGGAAUAG